Molecule: messenger RNA, 1059 nt
Organism: Magnolia sinica
Lineage: Eukaryota; Viridiplantae; Streptophyta; Magnoliopsida; Magnoliales; Magnoliaceae
Product: MOB kinase activator-like 1A
Exons: 7
Coding region: 179-829 (216 amino acids)
Biological process (GO): signal transduction; positive regulation of protein phosphorylation
Cellular component (GO): nucleus; cytoplasm
Molecular function (GO): protein kinase activator activity
Source: RefSeq, a predicted model, not a curated record
UGUUCUCUCCUAAUGCCAGACUGUCUUUCGUCUUGCCCUCUCCAAACCCUUUCUCUAUCUUUCUCUCUCUUUCUUAUAUAUAUACAUAUAAAUACAAAACAACCCCAAUUCUCAAAUGCUCGAGAAAAACCCAACAUACAAAGAAAAUCAAAGAAGAAAACUCCAAAAUCCAUAAACCAUGAGCCUCUUCGGCCUCGGAAACAGGAACCAGAGGACUUUCCGCCCCAAAAAGAACACUCCAUCAGGAAGUAAGGGUGUACAGCUUCAAAGGCACAUCAUUGCCACAUUGGGGAGCGGAAACUUGAGGGAAGCAGUGUGGUUACCUCCCGGAGAAGACCCAAACGAGUGGUUGGCCGUCAAUACGGUAGAUUUCUUCAAUCAAGUGAAUCUUCUGUAUGGAACUCUCACGGAAUUCUGCACGCCGAUCAACUGCCCGACGAUGACUGCGGGAUCAAAGUAUGAGUAUAGAUGGGCUGAUGGGGUACAAAUAAAGAAGCCCAUAGAAGUGUCUGCACCAAAAUAUGUGGAGUAUUUGAUGGACUGGAUCGAAUCUCUUCUCGACGAUGAGUCGAUCUUCCCUCAAAAGCUUGGGGCGCCCUUUCCUCCCGAUUUCCGAGACGUUGUGAAAACGAUAUUCAAGCGAUUGUUUCGGGUCUACGCACACAUCUAUCACUCUCAUUUUCAGAAGAUAGUCAAUCUCAAGGAAGAAGCUCACCUCAAUACCUGUUUCAAGCACUUCAUUCUAUUCACAUGGGAAUUCCGUUUGAUCGAGAAAGGGGAGCUUGCGCCACUUCAUGAUCUCAUAGAGUCGAUCGUAUGCCCCUCUUGAGGAAAUGCUUCAAAUCGAACGUCCACAAAUCCAGAACGAAAUUGAUGAAUGGCAGGAAAUCGAUCGUGCGUGAUCUUAACGAUGUAGCACGAGAAAUCUUAUUCUUUUAUUCGAUUGUCGCUUUGAGUUACAUUAUUUGAACGAUUCGGAUUGAGCAUUGUUGAUUCGGAUUGAAUGUUGUCGACAAAUCGACGGUUCCAAGUCCCCUCUCGGGGCUUUUCGCUUGUUUC